AUUUAUAUUAAAAUUACGAAAAUUGUGCGAAUAUGGCGUCAUCUGUUAAAAACCGACCGGGGAUCGUUCCUUGACGAGUAUCAGUCUACCGGUAACGCCGUUGUUGAGAACAGAUGGCGUUGGCUGUGCCGAAAAUUAUACAAAACCCGGUCCGCCAUUGUUGCACGGUGGCCACAGCUCUUCGGCCCGUUACCCUUAAUUACGCGAUCGAGAGGAGUGCGGCCCUGCGCCGGGCCCCAACCGCCUAACGCAGCCAAACGCGCCAGCACGGCCCCCCGGCCGCCCGACUGGCCUACGACCCCGUUCACCCCGUCAUCCUCUUGUGUGUGUCGACCAAUUUGUGUUUUCGAGUGUGUUUUCGUGUUUGCUAAGGGUGCCGAGGACGAUCCCGUCGUUGCGACACGUAUUGGCGAGGUGACUUUUCCACAAGGUUCCGUGCCAGUGUUCGGGUACUUUGGAUAGUUCGCACAUGCUGUUUCACACUUAAACCAAUCAGCUUGAAAACAUUACAAAUGUACCAAACAAUGCUAAUAAUGUCCCAAUUUUGUGAAAGAUAUGAAACCAGACUAAAGUUUAUACAUUUUUAUUGUUGAGUUAGUUGAAUUAGUUAAUAUUGUGAAGAUGUCUGGAGGACCUCCACAUCAUCCCCAUGGCAGGCAGGUUCCAACUGCCAAUACUGCCUGGAACCACUUGCAGGUACCGAAUUUUUAUCCACGGCAUCCGCAGCAUGCGCACAUGUCGAACGAACAUUCCAUCCUGCACCAGCAGCCGACGUGGCAUACGCCCACUACUACGGAAACGAUGAAGUCGAUGCCGCACUCGGGGAUCUUCCAACACCUGCUGACGGCGCCAGAUUGUUUCCAGCGGGCGACCGCCGCCACCGCGCCCGGCGUCGAUCUGACGCUGACGCGGAACGGCGGUCAGAACGGCGAGGCGCCGCCCACCCCCAUCAGUCUGAGCGUGCGCGAUGCCAAUAAGAUCAACAGUCUGCCGGCCAGCGUGCUGGACAUGCACGCCACCGCGGUCGAACUGACCAAGUGCACGAGUCCCGGUUUGAAGGCAGCGAGUCCCGGGCUGAAAAGCGUCAGUCCCGGACUGGUAGCGCAGCCCGACACGAAGCAGCAACAAAAACGCUCCAAUGUUCGGGUGGAUUCGAUCUUGGAACGACUGAAUCCCAACAUCGAAAAGACGACGAGUCUGUUGGAGAAAUCGGCAGAACCGACGGCGAGUCCGGCCACGGUGCCGGAGAAGACGGGAUCUAGCACUAUAGAACGAAUAGCCAGUUUCAUAGAGAAAACGUCGGUGGAAAAAGCGCCGCCGAUUGCGGCACAAUCGCAACCGCACAGUGUCAUAGUUCAGGCGUCGAGCAGCCACGACGAAAACAGUAAUUCCAGCGGCAUCCUCAACGUGCCCACGCCCACCAACCUCAAAGAAGAGGAUGCGGGCUCGACGUACAGCAAUGAAGACAGUCUGGACAGUCAGAAGUCGAGGCGGAAGCGCAAACCGUGCAAAACAGUGCGCGUGUCGAAAGACGAUGAAAAACUGCAGGACGGUGACGUGCCAGAAACUGAAUUUGGUGAAGUGAUCGCUAAAGAACCGAAAGACGAUCCGGUCGCGCUUGUUAGUAAAAUUCUCGAAGAGAACAAAGUGGUGGAAAGACGGCGGUCAUCGGAUGACAUGGACAGCUUAAUUCCGGCGAAAACACGGCGGAAAACGUCAUCCGAACCGGAAACGAUCGACGACAUUGCCGCCCUGGUUCAGGAAUGUGUCAAAGAAAAACAUGACAAGCCCAAGGAACCGGAGGAGGAGAAACCGAAGGAAUCGGCGAAACCCGUUAGUGUAAUCAGAGUCAAGGAUAACUUGAUGGAGGUCGAUCAGAAAAUCGAAUCACAGUCGGAUCCUCAACCAACAACGGUGACAACUAAUGUGAUUGUCACGGAGACGAGUGCGUCUAAUACCUCAUCACCUAUAGUUACCCCGGCCCAAAAAAAGGCCACCAAUACUCAGUUCGUGGAGGUCGAGAAUAAGCUGGAGGAAAUGUUCGCGGGAAUUGAAGACGCGGAUCCUGUCAAGAAUGACAGUCUGUUACCGGAUGAUAGGAUCGAAGAAGAUCCGUUAAUGAAGCUAGAAGAAGCCCCUAAAGUUGAAGAGGCAGCUUCAGCAACAGAUAAGACUUUGAUGGAAUCGGAUGAUAUUAAAAAGGAAAAGGUCAUGGAAAACGGUGAAGGUACAGUUGUUAAAAAGACCAAGCGUAAGUACAAGACUAACUCUCGACGAGGCAGCGAUGUCAGUUCAACGGAUACGACACCCAAGAAAAGGAAACAAGUGAAAAAAUUGAAAAAGGACUUGAAACCCAAGCUGACGCUGAAAGGCAAAGGUAAGAGACAAGGAAAGGUGAAUAAUGCCAAAGCGGAAGCAGUGAAAGACGUGUAUGCAUAUGACUCGGGCAGCAACGCGAGUUCGAACAAAUCACGUGGUCCCUUCAUCCAGAUAAAAGGUCCCCGCGACUCCCCCUUAUCUGUGAACGUCGUGAACGCGCCUUUGAACGACGACGAUACCGAUAAGAGGCCGAACAAGACCAAAAAGUACCACGAUGACAGCGAGUACCGCCACAAAGUACGUACUAAAGGUUUGCAUUGCAGCACGUUGAGCAACAAGUACGACUCACACACCAAAGAUGCGUCGUGGAUCUGCGCGUUCUGCAAGCGAGGACCACACGCCACCGAAUUGUCCGGCCCGACGUCCAACGGUGGAGUGGUGCCGGCCGGCGACCUCUUCGGACCGUACUUCAUCACGACGGAGAGUGCGGAAUACGAGAACCGGCUGGAAGAUCCGUACGAUCGACAGUUCAAAAGUCGCAAGAUCACGAAGGCACUGGACGAAAGUGCGGCUGUCAGUGGUAAGUUGACCAAGAAGGGCAAACGGAAACACACCGAUUCGACGAACAGCGACGAUCACUCAGACAUUUACUUGGGCAUCACGGACACCGGAAACCAGAACUACGAGAUUUGGGCGCACGAGGACUGCAUCGUGUGGUCGCCCGGCAUCUAUUUGGUCGGUCAUCGGAUCGUGGGACUGGAAGAGGCGAUAUGGACGUCGUGCAACGUGCGGUGCAAGGUGUGCCAUCUCAAGGGUGCGAACAUGUGCUGCAAUCGACGCGGCUGUCUUAACACGGCGCACUUGUGCUGCGCGCGUAGUCAACACUGGCACUUCGAUGGCGACGCCUACAAGGUAUUCUGUCCGUUGCACUGGACGCAGUGACCGAACUCUGCGUAACCCGUUCAACCGUACACUGAGGAGUAUUAUUUCAUACGUUUGAGGAUUUUGUAAAUUACAUUCGAUAGACUGGUGGCACGCUGUAUCCAACUUAAAACUGUAAGACGGCCAAGUUUGUUGUGAACAGACCGUCAAGGUUUUUCUUAUUGUUACUAUUUACAUAAAAUUUUCUAAAAAUCAAUUUGUACUACAGUUUGAAUGUUUUUAAGUUAUGCCAUUUGUCAGAAUUUAUAAUUCAGUUUUAUUAUUUUAUUUAUUUUGUGAGUUCAUUUUUGUUGACAUAGCUUUAUUUGUUUUCCUUUUUUUAACUUUUGCUACAAAUCCAUAAUAUUUGCACGUUGUUUGAAACUUCGAGACAACACCAGAACAACCUACUUAGUCAGUAGCAAUAACAAAAAGUAUUAGUUAAAUAUAUUUUGUAUGGUUUAAAUGGAUUUGUAACAAAACUGACGUCUUGUUAUUGCACUUUCAGAACUUAAUACAAUAGUACUCUUAAAGAUAAUCCAAUUAAAAUCGUUCUGAACUUUGCAGUCAAGUUGUAAAAAUACAUUUGACAGUAUGUGAUAGUCAAUUCCCAAACAAUACCAGAAUCUCAGAGUACAGAUAUUUACCUUAGCGAAAUGUAAUUUAUAAAAUAAAUUAAUCUCUUCAAAGGAGUAUUGUGAUCAUUUUUUUUUUUUUAAAUUUAGUUAUAGUAGGUUUGAUUCAUGUCUGUGCGCAUUUUUUUACACUGAACACUUACAGAUACAUUUUACAAAUUAUUGUUAUUUGGAAAUACACAAGAUUAACUUGUCAGAAUUAAUUUCAACUUGUGUAAUGCAAGUUGGAUAAUUGAAAUUGCUGAAGACUGAAAAUCUCGGAUUGAAAUUGUGGUAUUUUUUAUAACCCAUCCUUGAUGGAAACUAUUGUGUAUUUUCAAAUAGCGAUGACGUUUUAUAUCUAGUUUUUUUUUGUAAGUACUGUAUAAAAAAUUGAAUGUUACUAGUUUUAUUUGUAUUUUUGCGUAAAGAAUACUUUAGCAUAUAGCGGAUGUUUAUAGGUUUUUUCAUAGAUUAUAACAAUGUAAAAUAUGUCUCUAAAUACGCUUAUUUUUUGUAUAAAAACUACAAAAAUACUCUCCUCCAUCCCCCAAACAUCCUUUUUAAACUGUAUACUUGUGUACUUGUCUAUCAGAAUUAGAUCAUAGCCACUAUAUUAUCAAAAAGAAUUGUAAAUUAUGUAUAUAACAAAAUUUAUGUUUUGGGCUAAAGUAUUUAAUAAACCAAAAUAAAACGAA
Aethina tumida (small hive beetle) is the source of this 4552-nucleotide messenger RNA. RefSeq lists its product as uncharacterized. NCBI's taxonomy places the organism in Eukaryota, Metazoa, Arthropoda, Insecta, Coleoptera, Nitidulidae. The record is from RefSeq and is a predicted model, not a curated record. The coding region runs from base 622 to 3261 and encodes 879 amino acids. Gene Ontology annotation, biological process: regulation of transcription by RNA polymerase II. Gene Ontology annotation, cellular component: nucleus. The transcript has 3 exons.